This is a messenger RNA of Cuscuta epithymum, 716 nucleotides long. Lineage: Eukaryota; Viridiplantae; Streptophyta; Magnoliopsida; Solanales; Convolvulaceae. The record is from the annotation of a GenBank genome assembly.
AUAACUUAUAUUCCUUAUCUACUUAAUCUCUACUUAUUAUUAAUAUAUUAUAUCUACUUAUAUAUUUAUUAUCUACUUAUAUAUACAUAUAGUACUUUACUAAUAUUUAUUGUCUACUUAAUAGUUAAUAUAUACUUACUAUCUUCUUAAAGUAGAUAAUUUGAUAUCUAAUUAUCUACUUUACAUACAUAUAUUAUCUUCUCCUUAUUCAUCAUCAACCAAUCGGCCAAUCCACCAAGAUGGAGCGCGGUAGACAUUCUUUGGAUAUCGGAAAUCUCCAACGCAACCGAAAGAAGGAGAUUGCGAGAACUCAUCCUAGUUUGCGCAAAAAAAGCGGGCAGUCCGGAUCUUCUUCUCAAAGUGGAUGGGAGGACGAACCGGAAUACCAACGGCGAGAUGGUGAAAGAAUGUCCGACGAGCAACUACAACAACUAUUGGCUCAAAAUCCUCAAUUUUUCCAUCAACGAGACAUCCCGGACGAUAUUCACACCAUUGACGAAGAAGAGCUCGAGGAUGACGAUCCGGAGGAGGACGCGGGGGGCGCCGGGAGUCACGGCACCCCGGAUGAGGAGCAAGCGGCGGAUUACGAGGGUGGUUCAUCCCAAAUAGGUACGAAAUCUAAAUCUCCUAUUAUAGAAAAUAAUUUUAAAAAGUAUAAAGACCCAAGCACCGAGAAAUGGUACGCAAGUUGCAACCAUUGCGAUAAGGUGUACAGU